UUACUUUAGGCUGAAAAUCAGCUCUUUAUUCUUACCUUGUUUUUUCAGCUCUUGGUAGGAUUUUUAAGUUGCUAUGAAAAAACAAAGAUUAGGAAAAGCACUAUAAAAGUAAAAACAUGAAUUUCAGCGCCGUGAACAAGUAGCUAAAAACGUUAUCUCUCUUAAAGAGGUAAAUAAAAAAUUAAAAAAAAACUUUUAUUUGCUAUAAAGUGAUAAAUACUCGGACUAGUUAUGUUUUGUCAAGGUACAUAGCGUGCGUGUUGUUGCUAUGGUUACCUCUUCAUGGGAACGCGGCGUCUCGCGAGCGUCUUUAACACAAUGGUUUGCGGACUUUAAUCUAACUUUUGGGAUAACUGGAUAUGUGUUAGAAAAUGCUGUUGAGAUGAACAUCCUAUGCAGUCAUGUGUAAAAUGAACAUACCGUUUUAAGAGACCCCUCUCCUUAACAUUCAAGCCAAUAAUGAGAGGAACAGACCUCACAGCAUGAAGUAAAUGACGGAGGUCUGGAGAUGGUCUGCAGUGAGGGGGUACUGGACGUCUGCCUUGCCAGGUAGCCUGUUUCUUUCCCUCGCUUUAUUCACUCACACACUUUCCCUCCGCAUCACACACACACAGGAAGCAGAAUUUCCACAUUCCAGCCUGUGUUGUGUUGAUCAGGACACACCCAGCGCGCGCGCACACACACUGUACAGUAGAGAGCGAUGGGACUGCUGCUCUAAGCGCUUUGUGUUGAGGUGAUCUGAAUGAAUGACAGUUCCACCAACACAUCACAAUAAUGACACGUGAAGGACUUGUCCUUUUAUGCUGGCUGGUGAUUCUUCAAAUGGUGCAUGUGACUGAAGGAAGCGCUAAGGAAUGUGGGUGCCCAGCUGCCAGCAUUUUGUCUCACUUUCCAUCUGAGGUACCCAAUGACACUUGCUGCUUGAACUACUCAGGAUCCACAUUCAACCAGGUGACCUGGGCUGCUUUUUUGUCACAUAAACACUUGCAGGUUUUGGACCUGACUAACUGUAAUAUCAGUCACAUUGAUCACAGUGAGGUCGGUGAUGCUGUCAUUUUAUUGAGAGAGCUGUAUCUUAGCCAGAACAGACUGACAUCACUCCCAGCUGACUUUCUAGCUAAAGCCUAUAGUUUGGAAGUGCUGGAUCUAGGAGUAAAUCAUCUGAAACAUCUGCCCGCGCAAUUUCUGCAGAGCUCGAACAAAUUGCGAGAGCUGAUCCUGGGAUGGAACCAGCUGAGUGCUCUACCUCAUUCAGUGCUUAAGCCUUCGCUAGAGCGUCUGGAGCUCAUCAGAAACCCCUGGGCCUGCACAUGCUCUCUUUGGGAGGGUCUUGAAGGUGGUCUGCAUGACAACUCCAGCAGCCUUCAUGACCUCGUAGGUAAUCUGACCUGUGCCUCUCCUCAGAAUCUUGCAGGACGGACGGUUUGGUCUUUGCAGACCAGUGACGUGUGCCAUUUGGCCAACCUGACCGCUCUCUUCAUCCUGCUUCCCCUGUUCCUCCUCCUCAGUUUGGUGCUCUGCUGGUGCUGUGGGAGGAAGAAGAAGAGGAAAGAGAGCUCAUCGUUCAGCCCGACUCGCACAAGAUCCAACAACUCCCAUUGCAACGGACGGUGGCCACAUGCCAAACUGCCCACUGGGGAGUCAGCAGUGUCUGUAGAUGGUGGAAAGCAGGUCAUACUGAAGAACCAUCUGAUGCUUCAGCCCUCAUCUGACUUGAUGGACAGCACUCGUGAUAUUUAUGAAGAGGUGGAGAUCAAACUGGGCUCUGUGGACUCUCUGGCCCCUCCGCCAUCCACUUGCUCAACAGAAGGGACUGCGGGAAAGCAGGACCUGGACACGGUGAGUGUGAGCGAAGUGAUGAAGGACUCAGCCGAUCGGGAGAAGGCAUACCUGACCCAGUCCACUGAAUACUACAGCCUGGUUCCCGGGAUUGAAAUCGAGGACUCCGAUCAUGGAGAGUAUGAAAGUGUGGACCUCUCGUGAUUUGAUUGACACACUCAGAGAUGCUAUCAAGUACACUGGAGUUUUGUCAAGUCUGAAGGUGCAGUCACAUUUACCGUUUGCUUGGUGAAAUUUCAUGGGGGAAUCCAAUCAUUCUAAUAAGAAUCCGCAAAGAAGUUUUGCGUGAGGGUGUAACAGACUGCUCAUGUUCAAAUUGACGACAUAAAUUCUCCUCACUGACCAACAGAAAGUGACAUCUGUGUGAGCAGCACUAUUGACAAUGGACCACACAAAAUUUAGCUGAAAUUUCACUAAUGUGACAGCACCUUCAGUCAGGACGUUUUCCCUUUGGUUGCAAAUGCACAAUGAACAUUGGUGUUAAAGGAAGUCACUGCAUCAGUCCAAAGCCAUUAUUUUUGCAUACAACGGGAAUGAUUUAUUGUACUGAUAAAGUCUCAAAUGGAGCUGUUUGCAGACUCAGUCUGUUGCCAAGAUAAGCUAUCAUAUAGCUGUCACCUGGAUAUUUUCAUUAUAUUGAGAUUUUUAUAUCUUCGUCCUCUACUGUAAUUUAGAUGGAAGUUUUAUCAUUGUAAUAUUACUUUGUGUUUCACCUUCAGUUACAGUGUUUAGUGUCAAUGUAAAAUGUAUUUGGUGUCACACAUAACUUAUAACUAACAUCGUGAAGAAGAAAAGUAACAGUAGAGAGCAAGAGAACAUUAAACAGAACACAGUCCAGCCUCUGGUCUUUAUCUUAAGUAAUCAAAUCUGCUAAAAUUUGAUGUAUGAUGGACUUAAAAUUUCUCUCCUACAUAGAAUUUUGGAGGGUCACUGUUUAUGUAACUAUGUAAAUGUUGAAUACUCUGACUAUUUAGUCAAUAGUAGCUAGCCUCAGUUGGCCAUAGCUGAUGGAAUCAUUAUUUUGGCCUUGUUAAUAAUUAAUUUACUCUUAGCGAGUUAAAAACGUGUAUAAUCAAAUAAACAGAAACCGCUAUACUGGUAAAAUGAAGUGGCUCUCAGAUAAGAUCAGGCUGACUCAGUAAGUAAAAAGCAGAUUUUGAUGGAAAGCCUAAAUAAAGCAGGAGAGGUUGUACACCAUACAGAACAAAUAACACUCAACUUUUACCUAUAAAAUGACUUUUACUGUCUUUUGUUGAUUGCAAUAAUGCUGAUAUUAAAUAAAAUAUAAAUAUUAAAUGAAAAUUGUAAACUUUAAAAACUUGGCAUUGAACUGAAAUAAAAUAGGUUUAAGAUGAAGUACUAAAAUUACUAAAACUAAAACUGAAAUAAAAAAAAAUAAUUAAAACUAAACAGUAAUAUUAUAAAACUAAUAAAAAUGACAGAAGUGCAUAAAACAUCAAAUGAAAUUAAAAUGAAAACAUUAAAACUAUAUUACAUACAAUUAAUACAAUAACAGUAUAUAAGUACUACAAUAACACUGACAAAAUGACAAAUCUAGUCCAAUUUCUAACCAGGCCAGCAACAAAAAUGAUGGUCAAACAACACUGAAGUGCACAUCUUGGGUGCAUAUGAGUUACACUGGAUGAAUUUAUUAUGAUAAUUUGUGACAUUAUCAAACAAGCCUGAAAAGGAGAGAUUAUUUUUAAUUCUUGGCUUCAAAUAAAUGCUUUUUUUCACGUAAUUGUUGUUUUGCAUGUUUCUGAGAUUUUUAACUCUUUCAUUGUUAAUUAAUUGGACUACAGGCUCUAAUCAUUGGUUGUUUAACUGAAAUUGUGAAAACAUUUCAGAUGUGUUAAUCAUACUCAGUCAUAAGGGACCAAGUAUGAAAUGAAUAUAGCCCUUCCAGAGUCUCAUACUGGCCUUCACAAGAUCUGCUUCUGUGUCCCCAUAAGGACCCGGCCCAUUCUGAAAUCACUCAACAGUAACAGAAAGCCAGCUCUGAUUUCCUCCUGUGUGGGAGUUUGUAAUUAUAUCAUUGGGUUACUCUGUCCCUCACAGACAUCUCUGCCUGCCCUGCUGUGGGACACAGUGUUAUAUUGUGGGCUCUGUGGGCACUUUAGAGUUGUGAAAUUUCUAUUUUAAUCCUUGCUUGGAUUAAACAAAAGCUUGUUCUUUUAUUUAGAGGCAAUCUAAUUAUUUAAACCAUCACUGCAAUUAUGAACAUGCCUUUAUUUAAUUUAUUAGUGCAUAUACACAAUUGUCAAAGUUUUGCAAAUUUUAGCAAAUACAUCAAUUUAGGGAUUACCAUAAGGGUUUUGCUUAAACAAAAAUGUAAAAUUAUGUUUCCUGAACUAAGAUAGCCCUUCAACGGAGAUUAUUUUUUUAUGAUAAGAAAACAUGUUCCUUUAAGAAUAAAAAGUUCUCAUAUA
Molecule: messenger RNA, 4268 nt
Organism: Cyprinus carpio (common carp)
Lineage: Eukaryota; Metazoa; Chordata; Actinopteri; Cypriniformes; Cyprinidae
Cellular component (GO): extracellular matrix
Molecular function (GO): protein binding
Source: RefSeq, a predicted model, not a curated record